Molecule: messenger RNA, 1892 nt
Organism: Octopus bimaculoides (California two-spot octopus)
Lineage: Eukaryota; Metazoa; Mollusca; Cephalopoda; Octopoda; Octopodidae
Product: A disintegrin and metalloproteinase with thrombospondin motifs 7-like
Biological process (GO): extracellular matrix organization; proteolysis
Cellular component (GO): extracellular matrix
Molecular function (GO): metalloendopeptidase activity
Source: RefSeq, a predicted model, not a curated record
AGUAAAUGAAGGUUUUCAUUUCUCAAUUCUUCAAUAAUAUAAAUAGGUUUUUACAAACAUUCGCACUGAAAUAUGUUAACAGCAAAGUUAACAUUACCAAUAUUCCACAGUUAAUAUAUCAAUCCACUUCAGAGCUUUCAAAUUGUUAAAAGUGUGGUGAGGGAUAUUUUAAAGAAUUUUUGGAGAAAAAUAUGUUACAACUAGUGGUUAAAAUUUACUUACUUCUUACAACACAAUUUAUCCAAACAGUGACUAUCCCUGUUCAGAAGUUACCACAAGAUAUACAGGAUUUUGUUCAGCAGAGUUACUUCCUGAAGGAAGGAUUCUACUCCUUUAUUAUUGUCCACCCACGACAUGAAGACGGAGGAGAUUUAAGGCCUUUCCAUGCAAACAUUCUAAAAAAAUUUACCAAAAGGGAACUAAUUCUUCAUCUCACUGUCGAUGAAGAAUCUUUAGUCAUAAAAUUGACACCAAAUGUUUCAGUACUCCAUCCUAACACUGUGGUUAGCUUUGCAGAUGGUUCUAAAGAAGAACUUGUGGAUAUGAAAGACCUGAAAUCUUGUUAUCUUAUUGGGAAUAUCAUCUCACAUGGAGGCUUGGCUACUUUCUCACAUUGUGGAGAAAUAUUAGAAGGAGCUAUGAUGAUAAAUGGAACUGAAAUGUUGGUGAAAAGUUUGCCCCAACAUCUUAUUCAUCGCCAUCGAAGAUCAGCUUUUGACCAACCAAUUCUAAUUGCAAAGAGACAAAUGAAUUACUCAACUGGUUAUAUUAAAACAGAUCCUAUCUCACCAGAAAACAAGGAGAUUUACAAGAAAAUAUUCAAAAGAUCAGAAGGAUUAACAAAUUUGACAGUAGAAAUUGCUGUUUACGUAGAUUCUAUUUUAACAAAGUCUCUGGAAGAGGAACAUCAUUUGACGUCUUUGCAACAGAAGAUAGAUUUUGUGAUCAUCAAAUAUAAUGCUGUUCAGUAUGAAUUCUGGAAAGAGAAACUUAGUGAUCUCCAUAUCAUCAUUCAAGUAAAGAAGAUUGUCUUCUUUGUUAAAGACCCGGAUCCGCAGGAUCGCAGAAUUCGAAGACCCUUUUCCUCCAUGCUAGUCAUCUUCUGGGCAUCCACUUAGCCCUGAUCCUGAAGUCACUAACUACCAGUCUAUGUUGUGGGGUACAUUCUUCACCUGGGAAGGUUUUGGCAUUUAUAAGCAGCCAUCUUUCCCUUUUUCUGGUGAGGAUGUAGUCAAUUUGGCUAGUGUGUCUGCCAGAAUGGUAGGUGACUGGCAACUUUCCUGAAGUUAGUAUUGCAACCCAGAAGAUCAUUUGCAUCUCAGAACUCCAGCAGCCUGGUUCCCUCCUCAUUGCAGGAACCAAAACCAUAGCCUCCAUGUACGCCAUGGAAGCCCCCUGUAUGUUGUCCAACAUGUCCAUUGAUGUCACCAGCCACAAAGAGAAGGUCCCUGUCAUUCGUCAACGAGGUAGUCUGCAAGAGGGUGUCAUAAAAUCGGUCUUUCUGUCCAGGGCUGGUCAAAGCCUUGUGAGUAAAUUUAGUAGAUGGAAACUGAAAGGAAAUCUGUCAUAUGUGUGUGUGUGUGUGUGUGUGUGUGUGUGUGUGCAUGUGCAAGCAUGUGUGUGUCUUCGUGUCUGUGUUUGCCAUCACUGCUUGACAACUGGUAUUGGUGUGUUUAUGUCCCCAUAAGUUAAAAGUUUGGCAAAAGAGACUAAGAGAAAAAAAAAAAGACAGGCUUUAAGUACAAAAAGUAUUGGGGUCGAUUCUUUUGACUAAAAUCUUUCAAGAUGGUAUCCCACCAUGGCCACAGUCUAAUGACUGAAAAAAGUAAAAGAUUAAAGAUAAAGAUAUAUAUACAAAUAUACAUAUGUAUGUAUGUCUCUCUCUCUCUCUC